GCUUGGUAAAAAGGGAGCAAAAGGACACCAUUUUUGGGGAUUUAGGGUUUAUUGUGCUUUUGACUUGUAGGGGUCUUAGCGUUUGCAAACUAGCUAAAAAUGAAAGCUUUACUCCCUUCCUCUUCGCAGAUUCCUCCAUGGCUAAUCCUCUAUUGCAGACGCCAUUUAUGCAUUUCUUCAACCUCAUCUUCACUAACAAUCCAACAACCAAAAACUCCUCCGCCUCCACCUCCAGACUCAACUACCAAUUCUCUUGAUACUGACCAUUCUUGUGGCAGACCCAAUUCGGAAGAUGUUAAGUUCACCAAGAAUCAUGUCGUUGAUGUUCUUCUCAGUCACAGAGAUGACCCUGACUCAGCUUAUAGGUACUUCCAAACUGCUAGACUCCAAAGGGGUUUUCUACAUUCUAAAUCUGACCCUUUCUUUGUUCUGCUUCACAUAUUAGUGAAUUCUGCAAUGCAUCAACAUAAAUCUCGACGUUUGCUUGAUUAUUACGCUUCUAGUGACUCCGGUCCGUCUGCUACUGUUGUUUUUAAUGGUCUAGUGAAGUGUGGUAAGACUUUUGAUUUUGGGUUAAAUCCCAAGAUUUUCAAUUUCUUGGUAAGUAGUUGUAUGAAAGCUAAUCGAUUGAAUGAUGCUAUUGAUUGUUUCAAUGCGAUGUUGGAACAUGAUAUAAUGUUGUGGAUACCAAUCAUGAACAGCCUUUUAAAGAAAUUGGUGAGGCAGGGCAUGGUUGGAGUAGCGGAAGAUUUGUAUACUGAUAUAGUGUCGAGAGGAACUCAUUAUGAUUGUGGGACUGUUCAUAUUUUGAUGGAGGCUUGUCUCAGAGAAGGGAAAAUGAAGGAGGCUGUGAAGCUUUUAGAGGAGACUAAGAUGAGUGGAAUUAAGUUUGAUGCAGGAUUAUAUAGCUGUGGGGUUUAUGUUGCUUGUAAGGAGCAGAAUCUAAGUUUAGCGUUGAAGUUGUUGGAGGAGAUGAAAUGCGGGGGUUGGGUUCCUUCUGAAGGAACGUAUACAAACAUAAUUUUGGCUUGUGUGAAACAAGGGAAUAUGGUCAAGGCAUUGAGGCUCAAGGAUGAAAUGCUUAGUAAUGGCCAUCUGAUGAACUUGGUGGUUGCAACAAGUUUGAUGAAAGGGUAUCAUCUGCAGGGGAACUUAUCAAGUGCUUUGGAUUUGUUUGACAAACUGGUCGAGUAUGGACUCACUCCGAACAAGGCGACAUAUGCAGUUUUAAUAGAAGGUUGCUGUAAAAAUGGGGAUGUUGAAAAAGCAUUACUAGUUUACAGGAAAAUGAAACUUGCAGGUAUUAAGUCUAAUGCUUAUAUUGAAAAUUCGUUGAUAAAGGGAUUUUUAAAUGUGGACUUGUUAGAUGAAGCAAUGAAUGUGUUUGAUGGGGCAAUAAAUUCAGGGACGGCCAAUGUUUUCGUUUACAAUAGUAUAAUAGCAUGGUUGUGUAAGAAGGGUCAAAUGGAUAAAGCUCAAAACACAUGGGAUAAGAUGGUUGCUAAUGGAAUUUUACCUACUAUAAUUUCAUACAACAAUAUUAUUCUCGGAAAUUGCAGAAAUGGGAAUAUGGACAAAGCAUUGGAUUUCUUCUCCCAGUUGCCAGAAAGACAUUUGAAAGCUAAUGUUGUAACAUAUAGCAUUUUGAUUGACGGGUAUUUUAGAAAAGGUGAUGCUGAUAAAGCUGAGAACAUGUUUGAUCAAAUGGUCUCUUCAGGAAUUUCCCCUACUGACUACACAUUCAAUACCGUGAUCAGUGGUAUGUCUAAGGUUGGCAAAACAUCAGAGGCAAAAGAUUUGCUUAAAAGGAUUGUGGAAGGAGGAGACCUCCUUCCAACAUGCAUGUCUUACAAUAGUCUAAUCGAUGGAUUUUUGAAGGAAGAUGAUGUCAGCUCAGCUUUGUCUGUUUAUAGAGAGAUGUGCAAUAGUGGUAUUUCCCCAGAUGUUGUCACUUACACAACUUUGAUUGAUGGGUUAUGCAAAAGCAAUAACAUAAAUCUAGCUCUAAAACUGCUGAAGGAGAUGAGAAAUAAAGAAAUUAAGUUAGAUGUCAUUGCAUACGCUGUUCUUAUAGAUGGGUUUUGCAAAAGAAGAGAUAUGAAAAGUGCUUCUGAACUUUUUGAUGAAAUUCUUCAAGUUGGUAUCUCUCCUAACCUAUUUGUUUAUAAUAGCAUGAUGAGUGGGUUUAUAAAUGUAAAUAAUAUGGAAGCAGCACUAGUCUUGCGUGAUAAGAUGAUCAAUGAAGGCGUUCCAUGUGAUCUGAAAACAUACACCACAUUGAUUGAUGGGCUUUUGAAGGAUGGAAAAAUAGAUCUGGCGUCUCAUUUGUUUACUGAGAUGCUUGGAAAGGGUAUAAUGCCUGAUGACAUCACAUAUACUGUUCUUGUACAUGGUCUUUCCAAUAAAGGCCAGGUUGAGAAUGCACACAAAAUCUUAGAGGAGAUGUAUAAAAAGAGUAUGACUCCUAGUGUUCUGAUUUAUAAUACACUAAUUGCUGGAUACUUCAAGGAGGGAAAUUUGCAAGAGGCAUUUAGGUUGCAUGAUGAGAUGCUUGACAAAGGUCUUAAGCCCGAUGAUGCGACCUAUGAUAUUCUUAUAAGCGGAAAGUUGAAAGAUAAUAGUUUCGGUCGUGGUAGUUCAAUGCCACAAUGAACCAGAUACCCUUAGCAAUUUGUUCACGAGAUACAUUGGCUGUCACUGCUGUCUGCAAGGUCGACAACUUUAAUGUUUGGGGUCCAAUGAAGUGCUUUCUCUUCGUCAUCUCGAGCCCCUCGAAGGUAUGAAUUCUAGUUCUUCAUCUUUCUAAGUUUUCAGCUGUUUCAAUGAUUCAGGAUUUCAUUGAAUGGUAUUAUCUGAUUUAGAAAUGAAAUUGAGUCUUCAAAAAACUUGAAAUUGAAUCCAUGAGUUCAGGCUGUCAUAUAUAUGUUGGUGAAUAAGUAAAAAUCUGGAUCUUUUUCUUUUUGUUGGAAAAUUAACAGUGUAAUUUGGAUGUAUUCCACGUGUGAUGGUGCUUUGUUUUAUUUGGACUUUAUAGAAAGAUGAAUUCUAGAUGACCUUUUUUAUAGGUAAGCUUAUUCUUAUUAACCUAGUGCCACCAUAUUGUGCUGGAUAUCACAGAGGAGAUUAAAGUAUAAGUAAGCUCCCUAUUUUUCAGCCGAAAAGCUGCGGAAAUCGAUAAGAUCUCUACCCAUUUACCAUCUCCAUCUUACACCAAUAAUCUGGAGAAAGAAAGACUUCUUACUUUUAAGCUAUGAAUUAUUGGACAUCCUCUGGAUUUGCUUGCGAGAUAUCUCAAGUCUCUUUCUUUCCAAAUGAUCCCCUUAAACAGGGUGGGAUAGCAUACCAAAUCUAACUUAUGGCUUUGUUUAGUCCUUUCCUUGUCCAGCUAUGCAGUUGCUCCUGCUGUAUUAGGUGUUACUCAUCUUACUCCAUAUGUAGUAAGGAAGACAGCGCGACAGUUCGAUGCCUUUUGCAGUAUUGGAAUAAAUGAUUGCUAUCUUAAGCCAUCAUUCUUUUUUUUAUUUAUUACCGUGAUGUCCGGGCCAAUUUUUUGUGCACCUCGGCUAAUUCCACUGGAUCAGCAAUACGGUACCAAGGCUACCAGGCAACUCUGUCUACCAAGGCUAGGACAUAUGGAAAGAAUCAUCUAGUGUUUUUUUGUCUUCACUGAUCUUAAGCCACCAUUGUACAGAGGUAUGAUUCCCCUCCAUCGCAAUUUGCCAAGUCGGGGCUGCCUCAUAAGACACCACCUGACAUAAGCAAAGCCCCUUAAUAUAGAGCCUUGUUCCUCCAAAUUCUCUUCCAAGGCCAUUGACCGUGUUGAUCAGCAGUAUGUAGCAGAUUUUCUACACUGAAUUUUUGUUUUAUAGUGAGUGAUGAAUACUCGAAGUUGGGCUUAUAUGAUCUUGUUGCGCAACUGAAAUUUCAUUGUUUUAUGCAACUCUUUCUUAUGCUAAAAGAACUGUCCUGAUUGAGGGCCUUCCACAAUUUGUUGGUUCGUUGAGUUAUUUUGCUAUCCCUCCCCCCCCCCCCCCCCCCCCGUCCCUUCCAUUUCCAACGCUUGCACAAAUUUUAUGAUCUUUUGAGACCAUGCAGUUUUGCUUGCUCUCUCUCUCUCUCACACACACACACACAGAGAUCCUUCUUGCUGUUUGCAAAAUCAUGAGGUAACUAGAUACACACCUCGUUGGGAAGAAUCUUUUAAAAAGAACAAACAACAUUCCUUCUUACUAAUAAUCGAGUCUCGUGUCUGACCAUUUUUUACUCUAGGUUGAAAGCCUGAUAUUAGAAGAACUUAAAAAGGUGUGAUCAUAGAGAGUUAAACCAUAUUGUCAAGCCUUUUGCUGAAGUAUGAGAAAAAGACACUUGAAUUAUCGGAUUCUCUGGAAAUAAGGACGGUGAGACUUGCUGUUUUGUUUUUCAUCUUUACGUAGGGAAGUUCUAUUAUAUUUCUUUAAGACUGGAAAUGAAGUUGCAAAUAAUUUUUCCUUGUUAGUCAUAGAAGUGGUUGAAAAAGCUCAUGAAAUUGAUUUGCAGAUGAUUAAUUACCCUUUUCACUUAAACAGGGAGACCUGGCCUCUCUUUUUACAGCUUUUUUAGUCCUGCCAACUUUUUGUAAGUUCAUGCACAGGUAUCUGAAGAGUCUCAAAGAGGCAGCGUUACCUGAUUUCACUUCGUAUGUGAAAGCUUCACGGGAAAACUAAAUAAGUACUACACUGAAACAUUUACUUGGAUCUCUUGAAAUUUUGAAAAGCAGGCUGUAGAGACUUCUACUGAAUUUUGCGCUUGCAAAUCAAAUUUGGAAAUUGGUCCAGGGAUGCAUCACAUUUCUGCUUCUCAUGUAAUCUCAACUGAACUUGUGAACAUACUGGAUGUCCUUUACAGAAUUCUCUCCUGAAGAGGAGGGUAGAAGUGAUGAACUAUUUAUGAGAGGUGUGUGCGCAAAACAUGUAAAUUGAGGUUUAAAUCAUUAGUAUAGAAUACUGUGAACAAUUAGAAUUUUUUAGGUACCUGAAAUGUCCCUCUCCAAUUUACUUUAUCAAAAAAGAGAACACAAGUCUCCAACUCUCCAAAUGAGGAAAGAUGAAGAAUGAAGCUUCUACAUCUUUUCUUUGCCCCAUUGGGUAGAAUGUUCAGUUUGUUUGCUCAGAAUUUACUUUUCCAUUGUCGCAAUGCAGUGAGCAAUAUUUCCAACUGCAUAUAAUAGGACAGAUAUCAUGAUGUGAGGAAUAAAAUCUCCAGAUAAAUACUUAUGAGCAAAAUGCUGGAUGUAAGCAGUUAUGAUAAGUUUCAGUUACCAUAUUAAUUGCA
This is a messenger RNA of Solanum lycopersicum (tomato), 5310 nucleotides long. The record is from RefSeq and is a predicted model, not a curated record. Lineage: Eukaryota; Viridiplantae; Streptophyta; Magnoliopsida; Solanales; Solanaceae.